Egretta garzetta (little egret) is the source of this 2391-nucleotide messenger RNA. RefSeq names its product mitogen-activated protein kinase kinase kinase 7 (gene MAP3K7). Gene Ontology annotation, biological process: protein phosphorylation; JNK cascade; positive regulation of canonical NF-kappaB signal transduction. The transcript is spliced from 17 exons. NCBI's taxonomy places the organism in Eukaryota, Metazoa, Chordata, Aves, Pelecaniformes, Ardeidae. Gene Ontology annotation, molecular function: ATP binding; magnesium ion binding; MAP kinase kinase kinase activity. The coding region runs from base 16 to 1794 and encodes 592 amino acids. The record is from RefSeq and is a predicted model, not a curated record.
GCAAAAUACGAUUCCAUGUGUCUUCAGUUUUCUAUGGUUGUUGGAAGAGGAGCCUUUGGUGUGGUCUGCAAGGCAAAAUGGCGAGCUAAAGAUGUAGCCAUUAAACAAAUAGAAAGUGAAUCUGAAAGAAAAGCCUUCAUUGUAGAGCUUCGACAACUGUCACGAGUAAACCAUCCCAAUAUUGUCAAGUUAUAUGGAGCCUGUCUAAAUCCAGUGUGUCUUGUUAUGGAGUAUGCUGAAGGAGGUUCUCUGUACAAUGUGCUGCAUGGUGCUGAACCUCUGCCUCAUUAUACUGCUGCACAUGCCAUGAGUUGGUGUUUACAGUGUUCCCAAGGAGUGGCGUAUCUCCACAGUAUGAAACCAAAGGCUCUAAUCCACAGAGACCUGAAACCACCAAAUUUGCUCUUGGUAGCUGGGGGGACGGUUCUAAAAAUCUGUGAUUUUGGUACAGCCUGUGAUAUUCAAACACACAUGACCAACAAUAAGGGAAGUGCAGCUUGGAUGGCACCUGAAGUUUUUGAAGGUAGCAAUUACAGUGAAAAAUGUGAUGUUUUCAGUUGGGGUAUUAUUCUCUGGGAGGUAAUCACCCGUAGGAAACCUUUUGAUGAGAUUGGUGGUCCAGCUUUCCGCAUAAUGUGGGCAGUUCACAAUGGUACUCGGCCACCACUGAUCAAAAACUUACCUAAACCAAUUGAGAGUUUAAUGACCCGUUGUUGGUCCAAGGAUCCCUCACAAAGACCAUCCAUGGAGGAAAUUGUUAAAAUAAUGACACACUUGAUGCGGUACUUUCCAGGAGCUGAUGAACCUCUGCAGUAUCCGUGCCAGUAUUCAGAUGAAGGCCAAAGCAACUCUGCCACAAGUACAGGUUCAUUCAUGGACAUCACUUCUACAAAUACAAGUAACAAGAGUGAUGCUAACGUGGAACCAAGUGACUUACAAGGAGCUUCUACCAAUGACACUAUUAAACGUUUAGAGUCAAAAUUGGCACAGCAAAUGAAAAAUACAGCCAAGCAGCCGGGUGAUCCUGGUCGUUUGAGUUUACCCCCAUCUCGUGGGAGCAGUGUGGAGAGCUUGUCAGAUGUUCGCGCGCGACCACAGUCAGCCCUUGUUUCAGGAGAAGCCAAAAGGAUGAGUGCUGACAUGUCUGAAACAGAAGCAAGAAUAGCUUCCAUCACAGCCUAUUCCAAGCCUAAACGAGGCCAUCGUAAAACUGCUUCAUUUGGCAACAUUCUGGAUGUCCCUGAGAUCAUCAUACCAGCAGGAAACGGGCAGCAGAGGCGCAGAUCCAUUCAAGAUCUUAGUGUUGCUGGAACAGAGUCCAGUCAGGAGAGUAGGAACAGCAGUAGAUCAUCUAGUCCUAGUGUGAGAAUGAUCACUACCUCGGGACCAACCUCUGAAAAGCCAACUCGUAAUCCAUGGACACCAGAUGAUGCAGAGACCAAUGGGUCAGAUAACUCCAUCCCAAUGGCGUAUCUUACAUUAGAUCAUCAGUUACAGCCUCUAGCACCGUGCCCAAACUCCAAAGAAUCUAUGGCUGUGUUUGAACAGCACUGCAAAAUGGCACAAGAAUAUAUGAAAGUUCAGACAGAAAUUGCAUUGCUGUUGCAGAGGAAGCAAGAACUGAUAGCAGAACUGGACCAGGAUGAAAAAGACCAGCAAAACACAUCCCGUCUGGUACAAGAACAUAAAAAGCUGUUAGAUGAAAACAAAAGUCUCUCAACUUACUAUCAGCAAUGCAAAAAACAAUUAGAAGUCAUCAGAAAUCAGCAACAGAAACGGCCAGGCACAUCAUGAUUUCCUGGGACCUUUCAAAUGAAAAAUAUGCACAGAAAAGACUGAUAUUUUUUUUAUUGUUAUUAUUAUCCCUUAUUAUGACAACUCAUGAGUGUUAGCUUCUUGGUGUGAUCUGUAUUUGUCUGCUACACUUAACAUCAUUUAAUUUUCUUUUUCCUAUGGUGGACAUCCAGUUCAACAGGUUAAUCAAAUAAGGUGAGAAAACAGUGACUUGAAUUAACCAACAGCCCUCAGUUUAAAGCAAGACCAGUGGCUGUAUGCAUGCUCCUUGUGUGAAGGCUAGCCUAACAAGUGUUACAGUGGCUGCUAACUUUUAAGAUCUUGUUUUUAGUUUUUGGUGUUACCUCGAUAAGAGCAAAACAAAAACUUUCCUGUUUAAGAAUGGUUUUGUUCCAGUGUCUCAUCUCAAACUAUUAAUAUGAUGAUUUUUUUCAGGACUUAAACAUGCACCAGGCUGCAGAGGUGAUGUUGGCUGACCAGAGUAAUUCAUGAUGCAUUAGUGAUGCCUUUUACCUGUAGACGUAGUGUAUUUUUUCCACAUGCAAAAUGGUAGGCAAACUGAUGCCAGCAUCCUUGGUUCAGUGCUUGAUAGCCCUG